AUGGCCGAUACAGCAAACCCUCCUGCACAAACAGCACCACCAUCCAACGCCAACGCCGGCGCAACAGCAACAGCACCACCGGCACAACCAGACUCCUCAGACAAACAACCCCAAUCACAACCACAGAUACAGGCACAAAACCCAGGACAACAACCACAAUCACAACCCUCCCAGAAUGCCACAACGACAACAACAACAGACCAAUCCCGCGGCCUCCCCUACUACGAAAAACUCCGACGCGACCUACGCGAUACUCUCCAAAAGAAGCGCCUAAUGGAUAAAAGCAUGGCCCAACUAGAAGACCAAAUCUACCGCUUUGAACAAUCCUACCUCGAAGAAACAACCGCCGGAAACAUAAUCAAGGGCUUCGAUAACUACAUCAAGGGUUCUUCUACGGGGUCGACGUUGACAAGUGGUAUCGGGCUGUCUGGUGCUGGGAUGGGCGCUGCGGGGGGUGGAGCAAGACGGAAGGCGCAGGUUACCGAGACGGAUCGGGUGUUUUCGAGGAGUUCGGCGAGUUUUAUGAGGGAAUCUCCGACGCCUUCGUCUGCGCAGACAACGCCUGCGCCUACGCCGUUGUCGAAUGGGGGUGAUGCUUCGACGAAUGGGAAUUCGAAGGCUGGCUCGAAAAAUAAGAAGAAAUCUGGGAAUAAGAAUGUGGAUGAAGAUGUUGAGGAUAGUGAUAAGCCGCCCGUGAAGCGGCUGAAGAUUAGUUAUGGGAGGGAUUGA
Molecule: messenger RNA, 729 nt
Organism: Aspergillus chevalieri
Lineage: Eukaryota; Fungi; Ascomycota; Eurotiomycetes; Eurotiales; Aspergillaceae
Product: chromatin modification-related protein EAF6/MEAF6
Exons: 3
Coding region: 1-729 (242 amino acids)
Cellular component (GO): NuA4 histone acetyltransferase complex
Source: RefSeq, a predicted model, not a curated record